This is a messenger RNA of Leptosia nina, 924 nucleotides long. The record is from the annotation of a GenBank genome assembly. NCBI's taxonomy places the organism in Eukaryota, Metazoa, Arthropoda, Insecta, Lepidoptera, Pieridae.
AUGUCUCUUUUGCAAGGACCGUCCGCGAAACAGGAGGAGAUGAUAAAGCAGGAGCUCGGCGAGAACCCAGGGGAUAUUGAACGGGGUGUGAUAGACCUUCGCAGCAUGUGCGCUGCCAACCCCUAUCUGCCACGACCGGAGGCUUUUGACAACCGCAUAUUCGAGGUUUUCCUACGAGGAUGUCGGAUGGACUUCGAAAGGGCUCGAAAUAAAUUCGAAGCCUUUUGCUACACCCGUUCCCGUUACAGAGAUCUCUUUCUUCAUAGAUCACUCAACGAACCACCACUGAACAAUGUUGGGAAAUUCUUGGAUAUUGUGCCGCUCCCCAAACUUACCGAUGACGGUCUACGGGUUACCAUAUUCAGAGUGCGGUCCGGAUAUCCUGAAAGUGCUGUAGAUAUAUCGGCUACAGUAAAAGCAAUUUUGCUCAUUUCCGACACACGACUGUUCGAUGAAAAAGUCAUAUUGGGUGAUGCGUUUAUUUGGGAGGCAAGCAACGUACGCGCCUCUAUGGCUGCAUACGUAGCGGCUGGUGCAAAUGCAAUCCGACGCAGCAUUUAUCUUGCACAAGGUGCGUACCCGCAGCGCAUGCGCAGAAUACACGUCGUCGGAGCUCCGGGUCUAGUCGCCUCGUCUCUGAAUCUCAUGCGAUCAUGCGUCAACGAAAAAGUUCGCAAUCGGUAUUAUCUGCACAACAAAGUCGAAGAGCUGCUGGAGCAUUUCCCUGCGAGGAUUCUGCCGAUGGAAUGGGGUGGCGAGGAGGAAUCAUUCGACGCGCUCAACAAGAAAUGGCGACAAAGGGUCGAAGAACUCCGGGACUAUCUUCGCAACUUUAACGAGCUCUGUCAAGUUGCGCCGGAACCGAAAUACGACAAUGAUAUAUACGGGUCUGCCGGCUCAUUUAGGAAACUGGAAAUCGAUUAG